GGCACACGGUCUCUGGCUGUCAAGCCUCUCUCGUCUCGAACUAGAUAAUUCGUCUUUGAGUUCAAUGAGUGGAGAGUAGUGCACAUGAACUGAACAGACGACAAAUCAUAAAGCUUACUGAGCAUAUUCCGCUGGAGGAAAACCCCCCUCAGAAACAUUUCCAGCUGCAGUCAUAUCGAAGAUGCAACGAUGACUCAACCACAGCUGAAUGAGUUCAUUCCCCCUCCGGAGUGCCCUGUUUUUGAGCCCAGCUGGGAGGAAUUUGCCGACCCUUUUGCGUACAUCAACAAAAUACGUCCCAUUGCAGAGAAAACUGGCAUUUGCAAAGUCCGACCACCGCCGGACUGGCAGCCUCCGUUUGCCUGUGAUGUUGACAGACUGAAGUUCACACCGCGGAUACAAAGGCUCAAUGAGCUCGAGGCUCAGACGAGAGUGAAGCUCAACUUCCUGGAUCAAAUAGCAAAAUUCUGGGAGCUACAAGGAUGCACUCUGAAAAUCCCUCAUGUGGAGAGGAAGAUUUUGGACCUCUACCAGCUGAAUAAGCUGGUGAAUGAGGAAGGAGGCUUCGAUGCUGUCUGCAGGGAGAGGAGAUGGACAAAGAUCUCCGUCAAGAUGGGCUUUGCUCCUGGCAAAGCGAUUGGCUCCCACCUGCGGGCGCACUAUGAGAGGAUCCUUUUCCCAUACAACCUGUUCCAGACUGGAGACAAUCUGCCUAGAGCCACCUUGACCAAUGACACUAAAGAUAAGGAAUACACUCCUCAUGACCUGCCGCAGAGACAGUCUGUCCAGCCCCAGGAGACCUGCAGCAUCGCUCGCCGAGCAAAACGGAUGAGAUCAGAAAGAGGCUGUGUUAAAGCAGAGCCUGGGGAAAUUUGUGAAAACCGCCCCAAUCUCAGGAGGAGGAUGGGAACGUAUUCUGCUAAACGUGAACCGAUGAGGAUGGCGAUCACUGAGGUGAAGGAGGAACCCUUGGAUCUCAAAGAUUAUGAAGGAAUUGUAUUAAAUACAAUAAACAAGCCUCCUUCUAGCAAAGUGGACACGUACAUGUGCCUGGUGUGUGGCACUGGGACUGCAGAGGACCGCCUGCUGCUGUGUGACGGCUGUGAUGACAGCUAUCACAUCUUCUGUCUGAUCCCGCCCCUCCAUGAUGUCCCCAAAGGAGACUGGAGGUGUCCCAAGUGCCUGGCUGAGGAAUGUGGCAAACCCCCUGUUGCUUUUGGCUUUGAGCAGGCAAGCAGGAGCUACACCCUCCAAGCUUUUGGGGACAUGGCUGAUUCAUUUAAAUCAGAUUAUUUCAACAUGCCAGUUCAUAUGGUCCCUACUGAGCUGGUGGAGAAGGAGUUCUGGCGUCUCGUCAGCACCAUCGAGGACGACGUCACCGUGGAGUACGGAGCAGACAUCGCUUCCAAGGAGUUUGGGAGUGGUUUCCCUUUGAGUAACAGCCAUUUUGAAGUCGUUCCUGAGGACGAGCAUUACCUGAGCAGCGGCUGGAACCUGAACAACAUGCCGGUGUUCGAUGGCUCGGUGCUGACUCACAUUACAGCCGACAUCUGUGGGAUGAAGUUACCCUGGCUGUAUGUGGGCAUGUGCUUCUCCUCCUUCUGCUGGCAUAUUGAGGACCACUGGAGUUAUUCUAUUAACUACCUUCACUGGGGGGAGCCAAAGACGUGGUACGGCGCUCCUGGUUAUGCUGCAGAGCACCUCGAGUCCGUCAUGAAGAAUCUGGCACCUGAGCUGUUUGAGUCCCAGCCAGAUCUCCUUCACCAGCUGGUCACCAUCAUGAACCCCAACACGCUGAUGAACAACGGCGUCCCGAUCUAUCGCACCAACCAGUGUGCAGGCGAGUUUGUCAUCACUUUCCCCAGAGCUUACCACAGUGGAUUCAACCAAGGCUUCAACUUUGCAGAAGCUGUCAACUUUUGCACAACAGACUGGAUGCCCAUUGGCCGUAAAUGCAUCAGCCAUUAUCGCCAGCUGAGCAGAUACUGUGUCUUCUCCCACGACGAGAUGGUUUGUAACAUGGCCUGUAAAGCCGACGCAAUGGAUGUGGACUUGGCAUCAGCAGUGCAGAAAGAGAUGACGGUCAUGUUGAAAGAGGAGGAAGAACUGAGGGAAAAGAUUAAAAAGAUGGGUGUGGUGCAAUCUCGACAAGUUGAUUAUGAGGUGCUCCCAGACGAGGAGCGGCAGUGCUGCAAGUGUCGGACCACCUGCUACCUGUCUGGCAUCACUUGUGCCUGCAGUCCUGGCAAGAUGGUUUGUCUGUACCACGCCAAGGACCUGUGCCCCUGUCCUCAUGGCAGCCUUUCACUCCAUUACAAGUUUACACUGGACGAGUUGUAUCAGAUGUUUGCAUCAGUGAAGCUGCGUGCAGAGUCCUAUAAAGAGUGGCUCUGUAGCGUGCAGGACAUCCUGGAGAACAGAGGAGGCAAGAAAAGAGGUUUGGAAGAGCUCCACAGCCUGGUGGAGCAGGCAGAAACAAAGGCCUUCCCACAAGCCUGCCUCCUGGAUCAGCUGCGUGUGGUCGCCUCAGAGGCUGAUAAAGUUGCUGUGAUGGCACAACAGCUUCUCAACGGAAAGAGGCAGACGAGGUAUCGCUCUGGAGGAGGAAAGUCUCAAAACCAUAAUGAGCUGACUGUGGAGGAGCUGAGGUCUUUUGUCCGACAGUUUGACAGCCUGCCAUGCAACAUCAGACAGGCUCCUUUACUGAAGGACCUGUUGACCCGGGUGGAUGACUUCCGGCAGCGCAGUGAUCGCCUCCUCUCUGACGAGUCGCCCAGCCCGCAGGAGCUGCAGGAGCUGCUGGACGUGAGCCUGGGCCUGGACGUGGAGCUGCCUCAGCUGCCCCUGCUGCGUGAGCGACUAGAGCAGGCCCGGUGGCUGGAGGCCGUGCAGCAGGCCAGCUGCAGACCAGAGAGCCUUUGUCUGGACACCAUGAGAAGGCUGAUAGACCAGGGUGUGGGCUUGGCUCCUCACAGCUCUGUGGAAAGGGCCAUGGCUCGCCUGCAGGAGCUGCUGACUGUGUCCGAGCAGUGGGAGGAGCGGGUGCUCGGUCUGGUGGAAGCCAGGCCGUAUCACGGCAUAGAGACACUAGAUGCUGCUCUACAGGAAGUAGAAAACAUCCCUGCAUAUCUCCCCAACUGUCUGCAGCUGAAGGACGUCGUCACCAAGGCCAGGAAGUGGCUUCAAGAAGCUGAAGCUCUCCAGCUUGGGGGUCGUAUACCCGUGCUGGAAAGCCUCUCUGAGCUGGUUCUCAGAGCAGAAAGUAUCCCUGUGAGACUGGACCCGCUCAGUCGAUUGGAGGCUCUCAUUAGUGACGUUCAGGCCUGGAAGGAGAGCGCAGCAAAGACAUUCCUACUGAAAAACUCUCCCUUCUCUCUCCUUGAGGUGCUUUGCCCGAGAUGUGAUGUAGGGACGGGAUAUCAGAAGUCAAAGUCGAAGAAGGCAAAAGAAGCCUCACAGAACUGUAAAAAAUCUUUGACAAGACUGGAUUCUCUGAGUGACGUGGAGAGAGCUCUCUCUGAGAGCAAGGACUCCCCCUCUGCAAUGGCCACGCUUGCUGAAGUCCACCAGAGAGAGAUGGAGAUCUUGCUGGCUCUUCGUGCUUCAAACGAGUCCAAGCUUUUACCUGCUGAAAACUGCUGUGCACUUAGUGUUUGUGUUUGCCAAAAGGCCCCUUCAGGUGCCAUGGUGCAGUGUGAGCUCUGUCGAGAGGUGUUCCACUGCAGCUGCGUUGCAACAACCACAGAGCUCGAGUACGGCCAAGCCUGGCUUUGCCCACUUUGCCAGCGGUCGAGGAAACCCCCUCUGGACAAGGUUCUGCCCCUUUUAGCUUCACUACAGAGGAUUCGAGUUCGACUCCCCGAGGGAGACGCACUGCGGUUCCUCAUUGAGAGGACAGUGCGAUGGCAGCACCGAGUUCAGCAGGCAUGCACAGAUGGAGUGCUGGAGAAAGUGUCAAAGAUGGGAAGAGUUGGGCUGUCUUCUAAUCUGCCUCAGGAAAGAAAUGGUUCACUUUUUUACACAGAACACCAGUGUGUUCCACUCCAGGGUCUGGGUCCUGAGCUGGAGGAGCUGAUGGUGGAAGGUUUUCUGCUGCAGGUUACUUUACCUGAGACAGAGCAGUUAUACAGAUACCUGCUGUACAAACUGGCACCCCGGCCGUCACACAGUUCACCCUGUGGGAGCGACACAGACCAGGACUUAGAGUCUCCAGGAGGGAGCCCCCAACAUAAAAAGAAUGGAGUUUCUAGUCUUAAAAAGGAGGCAGUGAACGGUCAGAGCAAAAGGACCAAGCGGCGGAAGGAUAGCUCGGACUCUCAGCACAGCGAAAAGGCCAAGAAGAGCCGCAAGAAGAAGUCAAAGAAAAGCAAAGAGAGGAGUGGAGAAACAAAGAGGACUUGUUCUCCCUCGCACACAGUGUCAGACCUUGCUCCCUCUGAUUCAGAGGAGGACUUCUCACUGUGUGCUGCACCAUGGUGCAGAGAGCCAGAGGGAGACGAGGUGAACUGGGUCCAAUGUGACGGCAGCUGCAAUCAGUGGUUCCACCAGGUCUGUGUAGGACUUUCAGCUGAGCGAGCAGAGAAGGAGGACUAUAUUUGCAUAAGCUGCACACAGCCAGACUAUGACCGAGGAGAAUGAAGACCAAAAAGUGACUUUGAAGGAUCAGCAGUUUUUUGUUGCAGGCUGCAGCACUUAAGCGCACACCUGAACUCCGUGUCCUGCGGCUCCUCCCCUUUACCUUCUGGCUUACCCUUAGUGAACAUGGUGCUAUUUACUGUUUUUUUCCAGACUUACAAAAGACUUUCUGUCACCGUUUUUCGUCACAUGGCUGCUUUUUCAGCCAAUCAACUAAUCCUUUCUGAAACUUUCCAAGACUUGCUGCAGGUGUAUUAAAUGGCAAACUGUUUCCAGGACAGUGCAGGGAUUUUGCAACCAAAAAAAAAAGUCAAUUUGA
Messenger RNA from Notolabrus celidotus (New Zealand spotty), 4954 nucleotides. It is a transcript of the gene kdm5ba, whose product is annotated as lysine (K)-specific demethylase 5Ba. The transcript has 27 exons. Gene Ontology annotation, biological process: chromatin remodeling. Gene Ontology annotation, molecular function: DNA binding; histone demethylase activity. NCBI's taxonomy places the organism in Eukaryota, Metazoa, Chordata, Actinopteri, Labriformes, Labridae. Gene Ontology annotation, cellular component: nucleus. The record is from RefSeq and is a predicted model, not a curated record. The coding region runs from base 190 to 4638 and encodes 1482 amino acids.